Messenger RNA from Exophiala bonariae, 1524 nucleotides. RefSeq lists its product as uncharacterized. The transcript has 2 exons. The record is from RefSeq and is a predicted model, not a curated record. Bases 1 to 1524 code for a protein of 507 amino acids. NCBI's taxonomy places the organism in Eukaryota, Fungi, Ascomycota, Eurotiomycetes, Chaetothyriales, Herpotrichiellaceae.
AUGCAGCAUGAUCUGGGUCCCUCCAACAACUCCCCUAUCAAUGGCGGUGAUGACAAUCCCUCCUCGCCAGCCCAGGCCGGUCGAAAGCGCAAAGCGACAUCGGGCUCGCGCGGCGUUGCCACCCUCACUCCUGACCAACUUGCAAAGAAAAGAGCAAAUGAUCGAGAGGCUCAGCGCGCUAUAAGAGAGCGGACCAAGCAGCAGAUUGAGGCUUUGGAGCGGAGGAUACAAGAGUUGACUGCACAGCAACCGUACCAGGAGUUACAAAACGUCAUCCGGCAGAAAGAUGCUAUUCAAGCCGAAAAUGAAGAGAUCCGACGGAGGUUGGCUUCUAUCAUGUCAAUACUACAACCCAUUGUCGGUGCUCAGGGUUUGACCGAUCUUGCGACUGCGGCACAAAGCAACGUCCACGCUGGCCUCCAGCCACAAAACCAUGCCUUCGCAACCAAUGGCACCCCACAUCCAGAUCAGUACCUGAAUGGCCAACAACCAACAGCAUACCCUCAUCCAUACAGCCCAACCGAAGGCGCAGCAGAAAACAGACAGUGGACCGGCCAACGAGACGCAUUGACACUGCAACGGGACAAUCUCCAGCGCGGCCUGGAGCUCAACGACUCCGGGGAACGAGUAUCUUUCACCUUCCUACUCGACAACCUCGGCCAAAGAGCCGCUGAAGCGCAUCCGCAAAACACCCAAUCUUCCCCACUGCACCAUUCGAAAUACCCACAUCCCAAUGACCCAUCCUCGCGACCCUGGACCCUCCUGCCCAAGAACGUCGAAGCGACCUGCCCGCUCGACACACUGCUCCUCAACUUCCGCGACUCGCGGCGCCAGGAAGACCCCAGCGGCACUUCCAGCACGAUCUUCAACCCAGCCUACCCAUCCGUGUCUUCACUCCUCAACCCGUCAGGCAGCGGCGUGCGAUUCCCCGACCCACUCUCCCAACUAAUGGCCGACAUAAUCAGCAAAUUUCCCAACAUCUGCAACCUUCCAGAACAGACCGCGGUGCUGUACACCAUGUUCAUCAACAUGCGGUGGCACAUCAACCCGACGCAGGAGAACUUCGAGCGGCUGGUCGACUGGAUGCGGCCGACGCCGGCACAGAUCCACAUCGAGCACCCGGCGUGGAUCGACCACAUCCCGUGGCCGCGCAUGCGCGACAAGCUCGUCGCCAACUACGCGGACUACAGCUUCGAGAACUGGUUCAUCCCGUUCACGACCGACAUCAGCGUCAACUGGCCCUACGAGGACAGCGACUGUCUUAUCAGUACGUCCGAGAAGGACGAGACCGUCAUCAACCCGGCUUUCGAGCGCCAUUUCCGCAGGCUCGAGAACUGGAGCGUCGGCCCGGCGUUCGCCGAGGCCUUCCCUGCCCUCGUCGACACCACCACCGUGAAAGUGCCGCAGCAUCGUGCUUCUUCCGUGGCGGCUUCUUCCGUUGGUGCCGGUGGUGGUGGCUUGGGGAGUACGGUCGCGACGAGCAGGAAUAAGUUGCCGUCUGGCCAGAAUCCUAAUGACUACUAG